Molecule: messenger RNA, 4770 nt
Organism: Hyla sarda
Lineage: Eukaryota; Metazoa; Chordata; Amphibia; Anura; Hylidae
Gene: MUC6
Product: mucin 6, oligomeric mucus/gel-forming
Exons: 38
Coding region: 917-4669 (1250 amino acids)
Cellular component (GO): extracellular matrix
Molecular function (GO): protein binding
Source: RefSeq, a predicted model, not a curated record
GCGACCGGGCAGCAGUGGAGGAGAAGAAAUACAGAUUUACACUGUUUUUGGCAGGAGGCCAAAUUUUAGCAAUGAAUUAGGAUACGCUAUGACAGAACACAGGCGAGCGCGACCUCCGGGCUUUGACAGCUGUGAGGAGAAUGUCAAAAGCCCGGGAGCGCUUGACAGGAGACGACCUCGCUGUCAGAAGAUCUCGCGAUAACGAGCGGAGCGCUCGAGACACGAGAUCAAAAGUACAGUUGAAGCAGGGGGGGAGGAAGACGGAGCUCGCGCUGAAUAUGGCAGUGAUGACGCAGUUAAAUAAGAAAAGAUGCGCAAGAUGAAGAGGAUGAGGAUCUGCUGAGAAAGUGAGGUGCCAACGAUGUCCGGAUGUCACAUUCUGCAGAGAAGAUGUACCUGGAUGAAGUCCAACAGAGAAGACGUCACUUAGGUCACUGAUAUCAUCGUGUGUUCUCCUGACUUUCCCAUAAGAGCUGUAGUCAAUUCUGCAAUUCAUGAGCUGGUUGCAAGGUCUUCAGGCACUAACUUAAAAGCAGAUUCAAGUCCAAAUAAUAGAUUGGUAUUUCAGCAGUAUGUGAUUCCACUUUCAAAUGACACCACAGAUCCAAUAGAGGCAGAAUAUGAUUCUACUGAUGAUAAUUUCUUCUUUGGUGGUCUUGGAAUUGGCCCGGCAAACUACUCAAGUUGCUCUGGUAAAGGAAUUUGUUCCACAUGGGGCAACAAUCAUUUCUUCACCUUUGACAAUGAUCUCUAUGAGUUCAGAGGAUCCUGCAACUAUAUUUUUGCCACCGUCUGUGACAGUAACACCCCAGAGUUCAACAUUCAAGUUCAGCGAUCCAGUGGAACGUCUAUUACAAGAAUUAUAAUCCAGGUUGGAACUGUUAAUGUGGUCGUCAAUGGAAACACAAUAACAAUUAUGGGAAAGACAGUUAGUUUACCUUACACCACAAGUGGAAUUGAAAUUUCCAAAACUGGAGCUAUAACAAAACUGUUUGCCAAACAAAAAGGUUUUGAGCUCAUAGUAACCUGGAGCAGUGGCAAUAAUCUUAUGGUGGAAGUAGACAGGAAAUACAUGAACAGGACUUGUGGACUUUGUGGAAACUUUAAUGGAAUUCAUAAAGAUGAUUUUGUUAUGAAUGAUAAAAUGUUGACACCAUAUCAGUAUGCCAACUUGCAACAGAUCGAUGAUCCUAAUGACAUUUGUCCUCUUCAUGUGCCACAGAGAAGCAUCUUAGACAGUAAUCAAUAUGUCAAUGAAUGUUUAGGUCUUCUGCAGCAAGUUUCUUCUUCUUGUCUGGUUGACAAAACCCAAUUUCUUAAAAGAUGCCAGCAAGACUUGCAACAAUGUGACGUUCCAGGGGACAAAAAUUGUGCAUGUGCCACUCUCUCUGAGUAUUCUACCAGAUGUGCCCUGUGCUCCCAACCACUAAACAAUUGGAGAAACAAGAACUUAUGUCCCUUGGAUGCAUGUCUGUCCAACCAGAUUUAUGAAGAAUGUGCCAGUCCAUGCAGCCCUACAUGCUCUAUCCCCCAAUAUACUUGCAAUUCACACUGUGUAUACGGAUGCUUCUGUCCACCAGGCACUGUCCUUGAUGACCUUUCUAGAAAUUUCACCUGUGUCCCAGUCAGCGACUGCCCUUGUUUUUUUAAUGGACAAGUUUAUAGCCCAGGAGAUCGUAUUCGCACUGAAUGCAGUCUGUGUGAGUGUCAAAUGGGGCAGUGGAGCUGCAAAAACACUCCAUGUCCAGGUAGAUGUUCCGUAGAAGGCGGCUCUGUUGUCACAACAUUUGAUACCGACACAUAUCGAUUCCAUGGAGCUUGUAUUUAUGCCUUGGUCACGAGCCCUAAUUUUCCUGAUGGAGGAAGUGUGAUGGGAACAUUUGAGAAGUGCGGCGUGAGCUCUUCAGAAACUUGUUUCACCAAUGUCAUCUAUACGUCUUCAAGUGGGAUAAUAAUACUAUCAAAGCAGGAAGAAAUUACAGUGGACGGACAGAUAAAACAACUUCCAUACAUAGCUGAUGAUGUCAUAGUGAUAAGACUUUCCUCCACAAAUAUUCUCCUCAUAACAACAUUUGGUCUUGAAAUUAUGGUGCAGAGAGUCCCUAUCUUCAGUGCCUUCAUAAAGCUGAACAGAGAUUACUUUGGAAACACCAAAGGUCUAUGUGGCAACUUUAAUGGUGAAACGAAGGAUGACUUCCUGUCCAGUUCUGGAAUUGUGGAGGGAACAGUGAUGGUAUUUGUUGACUCAUGGAGGGCAGCUGCAAACUGCAAACCUGCCCAGAAUAUGGAUGUUAACCCCUGCUCAAUGAGUAUAUCUAAUGAAUUAUAUGCACAGGCCCAUUGUACUGCCUUGGUCAACCAUGAAAGUCCAUUUCAAACAUGCCAUUCUUUGGUGGAUCCAGACCCCUACUACAAGAGAUGCAUCUAUGAGGCUUGCAAUUACCAAGAAACUGUUAACUUUAUCUGCUCUGCUUUGGGAUCCUAUGCCCGGGCCUGUGCCGCCAAAGGAAUCAUUCUAAAGGACUGGAGGACCUUCACCAACUGCACUAUUGAGUGCACCGGUAACCAGACCUUCAGUUAUGACACUACCACUUGUGGUCGCACCUGUCUGUCUCUCUCUAAUAUGGAUUUGGAAUGCUAUCCUAAUGACAUCCCAAUUGAAGGUUGUAAUUGUCCUUUGGGUUCUUACCUGGAUAACAAACAGCAAUGUGUUCCAAAAUCACAGUGUCCCUGCUAUUUGGAUGCAAACACUAUCAUAAUGCCAAACCAGCAAACGCUCUACAAUGGCCUUACAUGUUAUUGUGCCAGUGGAAGGCUCAACUGCAUAGGAAAACCAGUUGCUUUUAGUGAAACCUGCGAGGCUCCUAAAGUGAUGAAGACUUGUGGAUCCCUUUCUGAUAAGUUUGGAGCAGCUUGUGCACCGACAUGUCAGCUUCUGGCUACUGGUAUUCGCUGUAUACCUACCAAGUGUGAGGCUGGUUGUGUUUGUCCAGCUGGUACUUAUGAAGAUCUUGAUGGCAGCUGUGUAGCAGAGAGUGAAUGUUCCUGUGAAUAUGGUGGCAUCAUUUACAGAAGUGGAGAAUCCAUGUAUGGAGAAUGUCAGAGCUGCACCUGUAGUGGAGGUCACUGGGAAUGUGAGGAGACCCCAAACUGCGCAUCCACCUGUAUGAUGUUUGGGGAGAGCCACAUCAAGACAUUUGAUGGACAACAAUACUUGUUUGAUGGGAACUGUGAAUAUACCUUGGUCACUGAUGGAUGUGGAUUGAACACAUCAUUGUCUUCAUUUAAGAUAGUUACAGAAAAUGUGAUCUGUGGAACCACUGGCGCAACCUGCUCUAGGUCUAUUGAAGUCACCAUUGGGGACACAGAGCUGAAGCUGUCUGAUGAAAAGUACACCAUCUCUCAAGAUACCCCCGAUGUGGAUAUUGCAGUACACAACAACAGCCUCUACAUCAUGUUCGAUAUCACUAUCCCUGAUAAGUUCUACAUCUCACUCCUCUGGAACAAGAAUAUGAAUUUGUUUAUCAAGAUCUUGAAGCUCGGCAAGGAGUCAGUGUGUGGACUUUGUGGAAACUAUAAUGGAAACAUGAUGGAUGACUUUGAAACAAGGAGCAAAUAUGUGGCUUCCACUCAACUGGAAUUCAUUAACUCAUGGAAAGAUAGACCAACAUGCAUGGAUGUCAAUGCUGCUGUGGAUUCCUGUGGACAAAAUCCACAACGAAAGACCUGGGGAGAAAAGAGUUGUCAGAUUCUUCAGUCUACCCCUUUUAAAGCUUGCAAUAAACUGGUUAAUUAUGAAAAAUACUAUGAAGCUUGUUUGAGUGAUGCCUGUGCAUGUGACACGGGAGGAGACUGUGAAUGCCUGUGUCAGGCCGUCCAAGCCUACGCUACAGCAUGCCUCGCUGCCGGGAUUUGUGUUGACUGGAGGAAACCAGAUUUUUGCCCUGUUUACUGCGAUUAUGAAAACACACAUGUUAGCAAUGGGAACAACAUUGAAAUGAAUCCAAAUAUAACUUGUACAUGGCACUACCAGCCUUGCCAGUGUCCAUAUGCUCCUCAUAAUUAUCCUCAUCAAAACAGUGAAGGAUGCUACCAGUGUGGCCCAGAAAAGUACUAUGAUCCAGCCAAAAAGUCUUGUGUACCAUGUACUGCGCCACCAUCUACAACACCAGAGCCAAGUAGUAAGUCAACCACAUCAGUGCCAACGUCAACUCCAGAAACAACAAGAUCAUCCGUUCCAACUCCAACAGCAACUUCAGCUUCGUCUCCCACUGCCAGCAUUUCAAGCACUGAAACCUCUCACCCACCCACCUCAGGAUCAGCUCAUGAUCAAACAAGCCAAACAAGUGCUGCAAUGACAACCGAAACUCCAUCCAAAUGCAGCGCCCACGAAUACAAGCAUAUCAUCACCAAGGAUAACUGUUCCAGUGAAGUGCCACUGACCAAAUGUCAGGGACUCUGCGAAUCCGAAUCAUGGUACGAUGACGGCUUCGAGUCAGUUGAAGGCAGAUGCAGCUGCUGUAUGCCAGUGAGAAGUUCCAUUAUUGUAAAGUCUGUAGAGCUUUACUGUCCUCAAACUAAGUCUCAUAUCACGAUCAAAAUCAGAAUCUUCACAGAAUGUGUCUGUAACUACCAGCCCUGCAUCGGCCCGGAUCAGCCACAAUCCUGAGGCAACCAUUAGUUGUGACGGCAUAAUCUGGUAGAGGUCUCUCAAUGGAUUGCAAUGCAGAAUAAAUUCUUUGUCAUUUUAUCUAAUAAAUAUUACUUUAU